AUGCAAUCUAAUAAGGAGAUUAGAAUCAUCUCACUCUUGGUGAUCGACACGCUUUUCUUCUUCUUGGAAAUCGUGGUUGGAUAUGCAGUACAUUCGCUGGCCCUAAUUGCUGACUCUUUCCACAUGCUGAACGACAUUUUCUCCCUCCUGGUGGCUUUAUGGGCCGUGGACGUUGCUAAAAACAAGAGCGCGGACUCUACCUACACGUACGGAUGGAAACGAGCUGAAAUCUUGGGUGCGUUGAUCAACGCAGUGUUCCUGAUCGCUUUGUGCGUUUCGAUUCUAAUUGAGGCUGUGCAGCGGUUUUUCGAGCCCCAGGAGAUUAACAACCCCAAGUUAGUGCUUAUGGUGGGUUUUGCGGGGCUCAUUUCCAAUAUCGUUGGUCUGUUUUUGUUUCACGACCAUGGUCACUCCCAUGGGCACGGCCACUCGCAUGCUGCUGCUUCAUCUCCCCAGGACGAAGAAAGCGGCCAUAGUCAUUCCCAUGCUGAAUUCAACAAUGGCGACGAGUCGUCGCAAGAUAUCAACGACCUUUUGCCCUCCACAGUAGUCCAAUCAUACACCCCUGAAACGUCUCCUCUCCUUACGAAAAAGGAUGAUCACUCCCACUCUCACAAGACCGAGGUGAAAAAAACCCAGAAGUCUCUCAACAUGCAAGGUGUGUUCUUGCACGUACUGGGAGAUGCACUUGGCAAUGUAGGUGUCAUGGCCACUGCCUUGUUCAUUUGGAAAACUGAUUACUCCUGGAGGUUUUACACUGACCCUGCCGUAUCAUUGGUGAUCACAGUAAUUAUAUUCUCUUCUGCUUUGCCCUUGGCUAAUAAAGCAUCCCGCAUUUUGCUACAAGCCACCCCGGCAUCCGUUUCUGCUGAUGAUGUUCAGAACGAAAUCUUGGGUGUCCCCGGUGUUGUGUCCGUCCACGACUUUCAUAUUUGGAACUUGACCGAAUCACUCUCGAUCGGCUCCAUUCACGUCUCAAUUGACUCCACUCCAGAACAAUUUACAGAAAUUGCGAGCACGAUUAGAAACAUUUUCCACCAACACAACAUUCAUUCUGCUACAGUUCAGCCUGAGUUCGUUAAGGGAAAUGUCGACGAUGACGCCUACAAGAGAUUUUCCAGAAUAGCUGGCGGUGGCGUUUAUGGGUCCUCUUUGUCAUUGAGGCAAGAUACUGCAGAAGGUGGCAAUACUUCUUACGGUACAAACGGAGAAGCCCGUUGUAUAAUUGACGAAGCUGCUAAUUGUAACACAGAUAACUGUCUGCCUAACAACUGA
Molecule: messenger RNA, 1275 nt
Organism: Lachancea nothofagi CBS 11611
Lineage: Eukaryota; Fungi; Ascomycota; Saccharomycetes; Saccharomycetales; Saccharomycetaceae
Source: the annotation of a GenBank genome assembly